AGUUUCUGUAGUCUAAUGAAGAAUGCGCAGCUCAGGUUCCACCAAGUGCGUCGUGUCUGUAAUCUCUAGUGUAGGUUUUGUUUAUAGUUGUCUUCUGUACAAGACAACAUGGUUGCGCCGUCGCCGGUAAAAAUCGGGGCUGUGACACCGGUCGACGGAACAAAAGUGGCCGCACAGGUGAAGGCGCAGAAUGAAGAUCCAGCUGCAAUCACGGUGCUUUUCUCGAAAAUGAAAAUAUCUGGAGCCAACUCCAUUUUCAGUUGGCUUUUCGUGCACCCGCUCGGAAGUGGUGCAGCCGAAAAUGCUGCAAAGACCCUCAAUGCAACGCUCCACCUUCCAGCAGAGACCUUUGUCGCGAACGCCAUCAAGAAUAAGAUGGUCCAGCCCUGGGCGACCGGCGCCUGGAACCGAAUGCUGGCGGUAGUCUUGGUCACGCUCGUGAUGGGCUGGUACCCGAUCAUCGUGUUCGUUUUGCCGAAUUUCAUCACCUGGCACCCCAACCCGGAGCACAACUUCGCCUGCUACUUCGUCGGAAAUCUGCCCAUGAUGUGGCAGCGAUUUGCUCGUAAUAAAAUUCUAUGGCGUUCUUUCGUUUGUUUCUGAGUUCUCUGUCGUUUUUCUCAAUAGUACUAGAUGUAGUUCUACUCUUAUGGUUUUACUCAUAUCCGAAAAAAAUUACGCAGCACGAUGAUAAAGUCGAGUCAUGUGGAGGUCUUUACACAACAACAAAAUUUUACCGUUUCCCAAAUAAAUUGUUCCAGUUUUCCCAAUUCCGCACCUGGUGAUUUUCUGGAGUUUCGCGGUUCUCCGUUUCCCCGGCACCACCUGCUGGAAUUGGUACCAGCGGAUUUUCCACUUCGUCUGGGGCGGCGUGAUGCCCGUCAUUUACGCGCUCGACGAGGUGUACGGGUCACCGCUGGAUGAGUACGGGAUUCCCGAGUCUUCCCCCACGCACAAGCUGGUAUUCACCAUCGGUCUCGUCAUUUCCCACCUUGCCUUCUUCACGUCCGCGGUAGUGUCGAUCUACGACGCGCGGCAAGCGCGGAACAGUUUCCGGGAAUGGAAAGAAGAACUGGCAGACCAGUUGCUCUUCGUGGACAGGUAUCCACCGCAAAAGUAUACUCGCGCUCGUAGUGAAAUUGCAGUUAUGCAGGGGAAAUCUCGCCACGACGCGCUGGCUGGUCCAGGUUGAUGGGCUUUAUUUUUCAGAUUGAAAAACAAAAAAUUUGCGAUGCCAAAGAAUAUACCCAGUAUCUUUGCGAUGCAUACUAGCAACGUCGGCGUUAUCGAGGACGAAACCAUCGAAGAGGACGAGCUGGAGUUACGCAUUGCAAAUAUGUCUGAGCAGUCUGGGUGUGAAUUUGUGCUGCGAGAUCUGAAGGUGCGAAUUAAACCGUAAGAAGCCUCGCAAGAGGACUUCUAAGACAGUUGAUGUUCUAGUUCUGUCCUACUAGCGGCCGCUCUGCGACGCGAGUAUUAGCAACACAAAUUUCCAGAGUCCAGUCCCAGACAUAAUAUUUGCAUUCGACAAUAGUAUCUCAACGUCAACAGUGUUGAAAGUACUCAUCAUGGCAGUAGUGUGUUCAACAAGCGAAUAACUUCUCCCGGUGCAGCAGCGCCAGCGCGGAAUAUCCCACCUAUUCCUCACAAAGAGAAACUCGCUUACUACGACGAUGUGCGCAAAUCGUACGAAAAGGCAGUUCUCGUCCUGUCCUUCAUUGGCCUCGUGGGCUUCGUGUGCGUAGUGCGGAGUGUGCAGUUGCUGUGGAAUGCGGGCGUUGGAGGCUGCUUUCUGAACCAGUAUAGAGAUGCGGAGCCUCUGCGUUUAUUUUUUUUUCAUGCUGCGCAGCUAUUGUUCUUGACAUGAAACAAGAAUGGUUUUUAGCAUGCUGAAAUGAACCUAUCAGUUCGGCAGCGCAACUAAAGAAAAAACCCACACAUUUUAAAUUUCAGAAUUGUCGGCGUCACCUCUGUGCAAAACCAGUGUCACUGCGAGUCGGCCACACUUUGGUCCUGCUUCUUCAUGAUGUUUUGGUUCUACGUCGGCAGCUUUCUCCCACUCUGCGCCCUGGAUACCUGCACGUAAAAUCAACCGUCGGAGUUGUGGAGGAGCACGGUCUGAAUUCUGAAUCGGGGCGGACACUUUUUUACUCCUCGUAUUUAUUUUUAAAUGAAAGAACUGCCCGAGCCAGGAGGAGUCUCAACUGUACCUUUUCUUGAAUUCGUUUGUAAGUAGAUUUGAGAAUAAACUUUUCCUAGAAAAUUAAUACAGCCAUGUGCUUAUUAUCUGUCAUGGUUUCAAAGCCGGAUGAAAAUGAAUAUGGACCUUGUGGUUUCUACUUGAACUAGCCAAGUAUCGCUGCAUGUGUCAAGCAACCCGAGAAAGUAGAAACUUGAAACCGACAGACCCCGGAUUUUCUUGCUUGACCUAGAG
Amoebophrya sp. A120 is the source of this 2434-nucleotide messenger RNA. The record is from the annotation of a GenBank genome assembly. NCBI's taxonomy places the organism in Eukaryota, Dinophyceae, Syndiniales, Amoebophryaceae.